AUGCGAACAAUAAAGUACCGGCACAUACCAGAAAACCACGGUGGAGUCUACCCGAGAUCCUCAUCCCUUACCGACCUCAUCGGCACCUACAACUGCAUCACAUGUUUCCCCAUCAGUAAUACCCACUGCUUCGUUGCCCACAUCAAUGCUUACAUUCUGCCCAAGGACUAUGACAGCCAGCAGCUCCUCGACGACCCCUUGCCGCGAGACUGCAGCGGAAGUGAGGGCGAGGAAGUGAAGAGGAGAGUGCUGGAGAAGCUGCAGAAAGUCAGCGAUGAUCAUGACUUCAAGCCAUUGGAGGUUGAUCUGGCGAGUCUGAUCUUGAUUUGUCCCAGGUACGAUGGGCAGUCGAACACGUCGACUUUUGUCGUCGAAGCGAUUGAGGAGUUUCUAGGCCGUGGGAAGUUACCGGUAGAUCGGACGUGCCAUGGGUUCGUUCACGAUGCUGCGCCUGAUGCGAACACAAUCUACCUCAAGGGUACUUUUGAUGAAUCAAGGGUCGAGAACGGGCGUUGGACAGAGGCUGGAAGGUUUCCUGAUGGUACAGCCAAAGAUCCCGUAAAGUUUUACGCCCUUGAAGAGAGGGCAAAGGGGUGUGGACAAUGGAAGAUCGAGCUGUCGCGAGGUCAAAAGCUCCCCACGGGAUACGCAGGCAAGCUGUUCUAG
Molecule: messenger RNA, 666 nt
Organism: Fulvia fulva
Lineage: Eukaryota; Fungi; Ascomycota; Dothideomycetes; Mycosphaerellales; Mycosphaerellaceae
Exons: 2
Coding region: 1-666 (221 amino acids)
Source: RefSeq, a predicted model, not a curated record